CCUCGAAAAAAUUAUAUGUGGAACUUAUGAAUGGUCAGUUGAAAGGUUAGAAAUUAACUUCCAUAUGGUCAUUGGUUUAACUAUCCGACUUGUUUACUCUAUAGAAGUUAAAGAAGAGACCAAGCGAUUGGGAACAUCUUAUGAAAGUUUAAUUAGAAAGCACAAGAUUAAUGCCAUAGCCUUAAACCAACAAAUUAAGGAAUUGCAAGAAGAAGUAGACAAAUGGAAGAAACAGAACAUUAUAAAUCGAAAAAAAAUUAUCUCGAACAGCACAUCAGAAAUAGAAGAGGAAUCAAAUUCUUCAACUAUGGUCCGAUUUGUGGCGAACGAUUUAUCAGAAAAUGAAACGACUCAAUUUGCUGACCGGGGUCAAGAUAAUGAUAACCAAUUCAAAAAUUUGUAAGUUAACGAUACAAACGUAAACUGCACGGUAAACAGGUGUAGGGAUGCGUACAGGAUUUCAUUGGUGCUAAAUAUUAGAUAUCUUAGUAUUAUAUUUUUUACGUUUUAACAAUUUAAUGAAUUUAUCUUGUGUCCAAACUUCGAUAUUUUCCCGCAAUAAUGAUAACAUAACAAUUUCCAGUUUUUUCGCUGUUCAGCUGAUGUAAUUAAUAAAAUAAUGUAAAAUAAUGGAAUGGCCAACAAAGUAAUAAAAAUAAAAAAGAAUAUUGAUUUUCUUGCCCUUGCAUAAACAACUGCAAAUUACAGAAUGUAGUCAACAUUCACUCUCAAAGCUUUCUCGCGGUUAAAGCACCAUUACAGCACCAAAGUAUACCGGCCGAAAAUUCAGAAUUGGUAUUGCGGGCACUAGUACUGUGAGUGUUUUGCAUUUAAUUGAAAAAAAAUUGGAUUUUGAUUAUCUUUUAAGAAGCCUUUCCGCAAGGAUUGACGCAGGACCUCUUAAUUGGCUCUUUUGUCAUUUUUUGUGAAGCAUAUUUUUUUCUAAUACGUAAAUAUGCAAUUAACGGCUUUCUCGAGUAUAAUUAGUCUUCUACCUUUCUCUCCUUGCCAAGGAAUUUGCCAGGAGAGGGUUUUCUUUGAAGCUAAUAUAUAUAAACGGUAUAUAAAAGGUAUAAAAAAAAAAACUUAUAAAAAUAAAUGUGGUCGAGUUACAUGGUA
This is a messenger RNA of Glossina fuscipes, 1119 nucleotides long. RefSeq lists its product as uncharacterized. The record is from RefSeq and is a predicted model, not a curated record. NCBI's taxonomy places the organism in Eukaryota, Metazoa, Arthropoda, Insecta, Diptera, Glossinidae. The coding region runs from base 65 to 403 and encodes 112 amino acids. The transcript has 2 exons.